Nyctereutes procyonoides (raccoon dog) is the source of this 2341-nucleotide messenger RNA. RefSeq names its product neuronal tyrosine-phosphorylated phosphoinositide-3-kinase adaptor 2 (gene NYAP2). The coding region runs from base 137 to 2323 and encodes 728 amino acids. Lineage: Eukaryota; Metazoa; Chordata; Mammalia; Carnivora; Canidae. Gene Ontology annotation, biological process: neuron projection morphogenesis; phosphatidylinositol 3-kinase/protein kinase B signal transduction. The transcript has 7 exons. The record is from RefSeq and is a predicted model, not a curated record.
CUAUGGUGCUGGAUUACUCCUACAGAACUGCCCUGAGAUCAACCGCGAGAGAGGGCUCUGAAAGACACAAGUCACCUUCUGAUUAUUGCACUUAGCUCUCCCUGGAGACUUAAAUUUUGGAAGUGUUCCUUUUUACAUGAUACCCUCCAAGAUGAUGAGUUCUAAUCCUGAGGAAGACCCUUUGGACACAUUUCUCCAAUAUAUUGAGGAUAUGGGGAUGAAGGCCUACGAUGGUUUGGUCAUUCAGAAUGCAUCAGACAUUGCUCGAGAGAAUGACCGCUUGAGAAAUGAAACCAACCUGGCCUACUUGAAGGAGAAGAAUGAAAAACGCCGAAGACAAGAAGAAGCAAUAAAACGCAUCGGGGGCGACGUGGGCCGCGGCCACGAGGGGAGCUACGCGGGCAAGCACUUCCGCAUGGGCUUCAUGACCAUGCCCGCGCCGCAGGACCGCCUUCCGCACCCCUGCUCCGGCGGCUUCUCCGUGAGGUCCCAGUCCCUGCACUCGGUCGGGGGCACAGACGACGACAACAGCUGCGGCUCCCGCAGGCAGCCGCCCCCCAAGCCCAAGCGGGACCCCAGCACCAAGCUGAGCACGUCCUCCGAGACGGUCAACAGCGCCGCGGCGCCCGGCAAGAGCGCCAAGGGCCCCGAGCGGCCCGAAGUGUCCACCAAACCGAGACCCCACAGCGAUGAAUAUUCAAAGAAGAUCCCGCCUCCCAAACCCAAAAGGAACCCGAACACUCAGCUGAGCACCUCCUUCGACGAAACGUACAUCAAGAAGCACGGGCCGCGGAGGACGUCGCUGCCGCGGGACCCCUCCCUGUCCCAGGUCAGCAGCCCCGCGGGGGACCCCGAGGAGGAGGAGCCCGUGUACAUCGAGAUGGUGGGCAACAUUCUCCGAGACUUCAGGAGGGAGGAGGACGACCAGAGCGAGGCCGUCUACGAGGAGAUGAAGUACCCCAUCUUUGACGACCUGGGCCCGGAUCCCAAAUGUGACCUUGACCAUCACAGCUGCUCCUCGCAGUGUGCUACUCCCACCGUGCCUGACUCGGACGUCGCCAAGGCCUCAGUGCCAUGCGCUCCCAAGGGGCUGCUCUGCGACAUCCCCCCGCCCUUCCCCAACCUGCUGUCCCACCGGCCCCCGCUGCUGGUGUUCCCGCCCGCGCCCGUGCAGUGCUCCCCCAACUCCGACGAGUCUCCGCUCACCCCGCUGGAGGUCGCCAAGCUGCCCGUGCUGGAGAACGUGGCCUACCUGAAGCAGCAGGCGGGCGCGUCUCCGUCCUCGCUGCCCCCGCACGCCUCGGGCCACCCCAAGCUGGACAAAGAGCAGCCCGCGGCCCUGGGCGCGCCCGGCCCCCCCGGGCCCGCCGCGGCCGCCGCCUCCGCGCUGUCCUCCUCCCCGCCCCCGCCGUCCGCCCUGUACCGCACGCAGUCCCCCCACGGCUACCCCAAGAGCCACUCGGCCUCGCCGUCGCCCGUGAGCAUGGGGCGGUCGCUGACCCCGCUCAGCCUCAAGCGGCCCCCGCCCUACGACGCCGUGCACUCGGGCAGCCUGGCCAGGGGCUCUCCGUCGGCGCCUCCCUCGGCCGGCCGGCCGGUGUCGCAGGACGCGGCGCGGAUGGUCAACGCCGCGGUCAACACCUACGGCCCGGCCCCGGCCGCGGGCGCCUCCCGCUCCAGGACCCCCACGAGUCCCUUGGAAGAGCUAACCAGCCUCUUUACCUCUGGCCGCAGCCUGCUGAGGAAGUCGUCCAGCGGCCGCCGGGCGAAAGACCCCGCGGAGAAAUCGACAGAGGAACUCAAAGUCCGAAGUCACAGCACGGAGCCGUUACCAAAGUUGGAGAGCAAAGAAAGAGGGCAUCAUGGGGCAUCUUCCAGAGAGCCUAUCAAAGCUCAGGAAUGGGAUGGAACACCAGGACCGCCUGUGGUCACCAGUAGAAUGGGAAGAUGCUCUGUGAGCCCCACCUUGUUAGCAGGAAACCACAGCUCAGAACCGAAAGUAAGCUGCAAAUUAGGCCGAUCUGCGUCCACAUCAGGUGUGCCCCCUCCAUCCGUCACUCCUCUCAGGCAAGCCAGUGACCUGCAACAGAGCCAGGUGGCAUGCAUGCAGUGGUUUCAUGGAGACCAUACAAUGCUUGAGAUGAUUGAGAAAAAGCGUUGCUUGUGCAAGGAAAUAAAAGCUAGACAGAAAACGGAAAAGGGACUUUGCAAACAGGAUAGCAUGCCUAUCCUGCCCAGCUGGAAGAAGAAUGCAGGGGCGAAGAAGUACAGCCCUCCACCCUAUUCUAAGCAGCAAACGGUGUUCUGGGACACUGCCAUAUGACUGUGCACAGGAUGGCGU